AUGCAGUCGGCUGCCGUCAAGUUCUUCAGUGCGAAGCAGUUCGCGGUCGCCGGCGCAUCCUCGACUCCCUCCAAGUUCGGGCAUCGCAUAUUCAAGUGGUAUCUCAACCACAACCUGCCAGCCACACCAAUAAAUCCAAACUGCUCACACGUCAAAGUGCGCGGCGCAGAGUACGAGACUGUCGCAUCGCCAUCAAAGCUAUCAGAUCCGACAAAGACUAGCCUCUCGAUCAUCACACCUCCACCUAUCACCGCGAAGCUCCUACAAGAAGCCAAAGAGUCUGGCAUAUUGGCAGUAUGGCUGCAGCCCGGUACCUUCACAGAUAAGGAGCUGAAUUACGCGGUCGAGAACUUCCCAGGCGGCGCGGUGGGAGGUUACGUGGAGGGCACAGUCGGUCGCGAGGGAUGGUGUGUUCUCGUUGAUGGAGAUACCGCCCUACGCGCUGCGAAAAGGAAUGACAUCGCAUCUCUAAGACUACGCAUCCGCGCGAACCCGCUGUGA
Pseudocercospora fijiensis CIRAD86 is the source of this 501-nucleotide messenger RNA. RefSeq lists its product as uncharacterized. The record is from RefSeq and is a predicted model, not a curated record. The coding region runs from base 1 to 501 and encodes 166 amino acids. The transcript is spliced from 2 exons. Lineage: Eukaryota; Fungi; Ascomycota; Dothideomycetes; Mycosphaerellales; Mycosphaerellaceae.